ACAGUCCCACUGCUAGAUAGUAGAUACAUCAAAAUCAAAUUGUUGCAGCGAACCUAACACUAAAAGAUCAUACAAUCCUUCAUCUCUCUCUCUCUCUCUCUCUCUCUCUCUCUCUCUCUCUUCACUCUGUUUUUGGGGUUAGAUCUUUUGUACUGAAAACUUUUGAGCUUUGUUUGAGUUUUGAGAGAUUGAUAUUUAUCGGGAGUGGAGUAGUAUUCAGAAUCGAUCAUAAAAGGCGAUGUUUUUGUUUGAUUGGUUUUAUGGGAUUCUAGCAUCGCUUGGGUUGUGGCAAAAGGAGGCCAAGAUCUUAUUCUUAGGUCUCGAUAAUGCCGGAAAGACUACCUUGCUUCAUAUGCUCAAAGAUGAGAGAUUAGUCCAGCAUCAGCCAACACAGUAUCCAACAUCGGAGGAGUUGAGUAUUGGGAAGAUCAAGUUUAAAGCUUUUGAUCUCGGGGGUCACCAGAUUGCUCGAAGAGUCUGGAAAGAUUACUAUGCCAAGGUAGAUGCAGUGGUCUACUUGGUUGAUGCUUAUGACAAGGAAAGAUUUGCUGAGUCAAAAAAAGAGCUAGAUGCUCUCCUCUCUGAUGAUUCUCUGGCUACUGUCCCUUUCCUUAUUCUUGGGAACAAGAUCGACAUUCCAUAUGCUGCCUCAGAAGAAGAGUUGCGUUACCAUUUGGGCCUGAUCAAUUUCACAACAGGCAAGGGUAAGGUAAAUUUGUCAGAUUCUAAUGUCCGUCCUAUGGAGGUAUUCAUGUGCAGUAUUGUGAAGAAAAUGGGUUACGGAGAUGGUUUCAAAUGGCUCUCUCAAUACAUUAAAUAGUUCAUUAGUAUUUAGUAAAAUAUAGCUUGGUAUCUCAUUAGAAGUUUAUUCCUGUAGUUAUGAAUUGUAGGUGUUCUUAGUUCAAAUAGCUGUGAGAGAAAUUGCAGUAUAUUUCAGAUAUAUUUUUUGCGAUAAUGACUGAGACACCGCUCCCUCUUUCAUUAAUCCAUCGUAUCAUUUGCUCCGAAGAAA
Molecule: messenger RNA, 1012 nt
Organism: Gastrolobium bilobum
Lineage: Eukaryota; Viridiplantae; Streptophyta; Magnoliopsida; Fabales; Fabaceae
Product: GTP-binding protein SAR1A-like
Exons: 3
Coding region: 239-820 (193 amino acids)
Biological process (GO): intracellular protein transport; vesicle organization; membrane organization
Cellular component (GO): COPII vesicle coat; endoplasmic reticulum exit site
Molecular function (GO): GTP binding; GTPase activity
Source: RefSeq, a predicted model, not a curated record